AAUGAAGGUUUUGCUGAUUAGAAAAGUGCUUAAACUUGUUUUAUUGUUCUAGUAGAUGUUUUAACAGGUUUUCAUAUUUUACUUGGUAUUCUACUAAUUCACUUACGCUGAUGCUGAUACUGAUUAUAUUAAAACUAUUGAUGCAACAACUUGCUUUACUUUUACAUAAGGAACUUAUAAUUGGGAUGGAUCUAGCUGUUCGGUAUGUUCAGGAUCAAGCAGCACUCGUAAAUAUUAAUUUUCAUUUGAUUACUAUUAAUGGCUAUGUUCUGAUUCAUUAUUCAUAUAUAUUAAAUUAUCCAUUCAUAAUAAAUUACUAUUUAAUAAGUCUAAGAAUAAAGAAACCGAAAUAAUUAAGGGUGAUCUCUAAAUAUAAACAUAACAAGUUGAUUCUAAUUAUUUAGUUACAGAAGAUUUGUAUAUUAAUUUGUUUUUUUACAUAAUAAUAUGA
Molecule: messenger RNA, 451 nt
Organism: Paramecium sonneborni
Lineage: Eukaryota; Ciliophora; Oligohymenophorea; Peniculida; Parameciidae
Source: the annotation of a GenBank genome assembly